Messenger RNA from Rhineura floridana, 4935 nucleotides. RefSeq names its product mitogen-activated protein kinase kinase kinase kinase 3 (gene MAP4K3). The transcript is spliced from 35 exons. NCBI's taxonomy places the organism in Eukaryota, Metazoa, Chordata, Lepidosauria, Squamata, Rhineuridae. Gene Ontology annotation, molecular function: MAP kinase kinase kinase kinase activity; ATP binding. The record is from RefSeq and is a predicted model, not a curated record. Bases 259 to 3054 code for a protein of 931 amino acids. Gene Ontology annotation, biological process: protein phosphorylation.
GACCUGCGCGCAUGCGCAGACGGCGGGUCCGGGCGCCAUGUUGGCAGAGCAGGCAGGGGGGAGGCGUCGUUGGCGGCGGUGAUCGUUCCGGGUCUUUUUUUCUCUCUCUCCCUCUUCCUCCUCCUCCCCCCCUUUUCCCCUCACCCACCUGCUCUCGUCCUCUUUCCUUCCUCCCCUUUCCCCCCGUCUUGUCCUCCUGGUGGCUGUGAGGGGGCCGCUCCCUGCUCCGGGUGGCGCCGCCGCCGCCGCCGCAGCACCAUGAGUGUUGGCGGGGGGCGGGUGUGCGACCUGUCCCGCAGGAACCCCCAGGAGGACUUUGAGCUCAUCCAGCGUAUCGGCAGCGGCACCUACGGCGACGUCUACAAGGCUCGGAAUGUUAACACAAGUGAACUGGCAGCGAUUAAAGUAAUAAAAUUAGAACCAGGGGAAGAUUUUGCUGUUGUACAGCAGGAAAUCAUUAUGAUGAAAGACUGUAAGCAUGCAAACAUUGUUGCUUAUUUUGGCAGCUAUCUCAGACGUGAUAAACUGUGGAUUUGCAUGGAGUUCUGUGGAGGCGGUUCACUGCAGGACAUUUACCAUGUGACCGGACCUCUUUCAGAGCAGCAGAUUGCUUAUGUUAGCAGAGAAACACUACAGGGCUUAUAUUAUCUUCACAGUAAAGGAAAAAUGCACAGAGACAUAAAGGGUGCAAAUAUUCUUUUAACUGAUAAUGGCCAUGUGAAAUUAGCUGAUUUUGGAGUAGCAGCACAAAUAACAGCUACAAUUGCUAAAAGGAAAUCUUUCAUUGGAACACCGUAUUGGAUGGCCCCUGAAGUUGCUGCAGUUGAAAGGAAGGGUGGAUAUAAUCAACUUUGUGACUUAUGGGCUGUUGGAAUAACUGCUAUAGAACUAGCAGAACUUCAGCCUCCUAUGUUUGACUUGCAUCCAAUGAGAGCACUCUUUUUAAUGACGAAAAGCAACUUUCAACCUCCCAAGCUAAAGGACAAAAUGAAAUGGUCAAAUAGCUUUCAUCAUUUUGUGAAAAUGGCGCUUACAAAGAAUCCCAAAAAAAGACCUACAGCUGAAAAACUGUUACAGCACCCUUUUGUUACCCAGCCCUUGAGCCGAACACUUGCUAUUGAACUGUUGGAUAAAAUGAAUAAUCCUGAUCAUUCCACCUAUCAUGAUUUUGAUGAUGAUGACCCUGAGCCUCUUCUUGUGCCUCAUAGAAUUCAUUCGACAAGCAGAAAUGUGAGAGAAGAAAAAACACGCUCUGAAAUCAACUUUGGCCAAGUAAAAUUUGAUCCACCUUUAAGAAAGGAGACAGAGCCUCAUCACGAGUUUCCCGUCAGUAACGAUAUUUUGGACAGUUCAGAAGAAAUAUACUACACUGCAAGAUCUAAUCUGGAUUUGCAACUAGAAUAUGGACAAGGUCCCCCAGGCAGUUACUUCUUGGGUGCAAAUAAGAGCCUUCUAAAAUCAGUUGAAGAAGAACUGCAUCAGCGGGGACAUGUGGCACAUCUGGAAGAUGAGGAAGAAGGGGACAGUGAUGAUGCUAAACAAUCUCAAUUUUUCAUUCUGCCACAAUCUUCCUCUGUGAAAUCAGCCCCUCUCACCAUCACCUCUCUCCAAAAAAAAAGAUCGGUGUUUGUGAUUAACUCUACUAUGAAGGCUAAAGUUCCACCUCCUUUACCGCCAAAGCCUAAAUCCAUCUACGUACCACAGGAGAUGCAUUCUUCUGAGGAUGAUAAUCAAGGAACCAUAAAAAGAUGUCCUAUUCCAGAGAGCCCUGCCAAAUCAAACACUCAAGUACCACCGAGACCACCACCACCUCGGUUACCUCCACAGAAAUCUAAUGCUUUAGGUAAUGGAUUGAAUUCUGUCCAUAUAAAUGGUGACAGAGAAGGUUCUCCCCAUCAAGAGCCAAAUGAAAGCAGGCAUACAAAUCUCUCUAGAAAAGAAAAGAAGGAAAUACUGAAACCAAUUAGUAACGGUCUUCCUCCUACACCAAAAGUGCAUAUGGGUGCUUGCUUUUCAAAGGUUUUCAAUGGAUGCCCCUUAAAAAUUCAUUGUGCAACUUCGUGGAUAAAUCCUGAUACAAGAGAUCAGUACUUGAUAUUUGGUGCUGAGGAAGGUAUUUACACCUUAAACCUUAAUGAGCUCCAUGAAACAUCAAUGGAACAGCUGUUUCCCCGACGAUGCACAUGGCUGUAUGUUAUGAACAAUUGCUUAUUAUCAAUCUCUGGUAAAGCUUCUCAGCUUUAUUCCCAUAAUUUGCCAGGAUUGUUUGAUUAUGCAAGACAAAUGCAAAAGUUGCCUGUGGCUAUACCAGCACACAAACUUCCAGACAGAAUACUUCCCAGGAAGUUUGCAGUAUCUACAAAAAUUCCAGACACAAAAUGGUGCCAGAAAUGUUGUGUGGUGAGGAAUCCUUACUCAGGACACAAAUAUCUUUGUGGGGCACUACAGUCUAGUAUUGUUCUAUUAGAAUGGGUUGAGCCAAUGCAGAAAUUCAUGUUGAUCAAGCACAUAGACUUUCCUGUACCUUGUCCACUGAGAUUGUUUGAAAUGCUGGUAGUACCUGAACAGGAAUUCCCUCUUGUUUGCGUUGGUGUAAGUAAAGGAAGAGACUUCAACCAGGUGGUGAAGUUUGAAACUGUCAACCCAAAUUCUACCUCUUCAUGGUUUACAGAAACAGAUACCACACAGACAAAUGUUGUGCAUGUAACGCAGUUGGAGAGAGAUACCAUUUUAGUCUGUUUGGAUUGCUGUAUAAAAAUAGUAAAUUUGCAAGGCAGAUUAAAAUCUAGUCGAAAACUGUCUGCGGAACUCACAUUUGAUUUCCAGAUUGAAUCAAUAGUUUGCCUGCAAGAUAGUGUUCUGGCUUUCUGGAAACAUGGAAUGCAAGGCAGGAGUUUUCGAUCAAAUGAGAUCACACAGGAAAUUUCGGACAAUACAAGAAUAUUCAGACUCCUUGGAUCUGACAGAGUUGUGGUACUGGAGAGUAGGCCAACAGACAACCCUACAGCCAACAGCAAUUUAUACAUCCUAGCGGGUCAUGAAAAUAGUUACUGAGAAGCAACAUGCAUUAAGAUUAACUCAUGAACUUGCUCAGAAAACACUACUGCUUCAACACUUUUAGAUGGCUGAAAUUGCACAAAAGCUGCAGUAUCCCAACUUUAGUUACUUUGUAAUUUAUUGUGAUGUAUGAGAGAAUGAGUGAGACGCAAGGAUGCUUGCCUGAAUGAUACGGACACAAUUAGCACAUUAAUACCACAAAAGUGCUUGAUUCACCAUUAUGUAAUCUUUGUACAUAUAGGCAGUAUUUUUCAGUGAAAUGUAUUGCUGAAAGUCUCUCUUGAUUUUAUGUAGAUAGUAGACAAAUGUCUUAACUGUACAGAUGUAAAAAGGUUGCUGAGGACAUAAAAUUUGAUUUAGGGUACUAUUUUAAGGACUCUUCAAAAAUUGGAUGCUAGCGAUAAACACUGCAUUUAAUAAUAACACUAUUGUAUUUUAUUAUGUAAUUUACUAAUAGAAAUAAACCUUAACUUUUUAGACAUUGUAACCAAGGCUGUAAUCCUAUUACAAUCUUGUUUUUAAUUUUAUGCAAGUACACUGGUGUUUUUGGUUGCACAAAGUAUUAAUAUGUGAUGUAUUAGUCACAAACAUAAGCUGUGACAUUGUGGAUAUGAUUUGGGUGUUAUAAUUUUAGGGAGGGGUAGCUUUUUUGUGAAACCAGCCAACUGAACACCUGUAUUUUUAUAUUUAAGGAAAAUUCUCUAAUUAUUUUCUGUGCUUGGAAGAAAGUACAAAUUUUGGAAUGGGAAUACAUCUUGAGUAGUGGUACCUUGCUAUAAUUAUUAAUGUAUGCAAUGAUAAAAUAAGCAUUAUUGCGAGUUUUUGUUAAUCAGUGCCACAACAAAUUACAGCAUUCUGCAUCAUGGUUGAAAUAUUUGGGGGUGGAUCCAAAUAACCACCUGCAAAAGGCUGCUCCACAAAAUUAGUAUCCUGUGCAGUACUUGCAGAUAUUCAUGAGCACUUGCAGUAAGAUGAAGGUAUGCAUUUUCCUUAUUAAGAAGCUGAUAACUGACUUGGCAGGACUGAUUGAGUGGAGUCCACACUGAAUUGCCAAUGUGCCCAUUUGGAGCUGCAGAGCUCUUCUGCCAGUUCUUAUAGGAUGUUCAUGUACCAUGGGAUUUCACACUGGUUUCCAUGUUCCUUAUGUGGUAGGAUCUUGUGGGCCAAUAGUUUUCAAGCUACAUUCCAGAGAACUUUAGAGUUCCUCAGAGGCUUAGCAGGGAACUUCUCACUGAGAUGAUCAGUAAUAGUGGAAAGCAUUCCUUAAAGAUAGCAUGCUUACCCAUACUGAUUUUUCCCUUCUUAUGAACAGUUGCAGAGAAUCUAAGAUGUGCUCUCAGUUUGUGAAGGGUGGCAGUAAAGCCCAGUAAGUGUGGCAAGCACCCCUUAUGAACUGACUGCGCAUCACAUACAGUGCCCAAGAAUCCUUUGCAACAUGCAGGGAUUCAUCAGCAAACUGCUUUCUCUCAAGGCAGGAAGCUUGAAACCUGAUGCUAUAAGAGUUUGCACAUACAGAACAGUGGUUCUGAAUAGAGAAGAGAGUUGUUGGAUAGAAUAAUUAUCUUCAUUCAGCCUGUUUGGGUUUUUUUACUUUUUUAAAAAAUAAUUGGCCUUAUGAUUUUCACUUGCUUUUUGAUGUCUUUACACUUCGCCAAAAUAAUUUAGUUACUACCUCACACAAGCAAUUUAAAUUGUUAUUAUACAUCACAGAAAUUUGAGUUUUGAGGAAAACUAUUUAAAAUUGUUUUUCCAGUGCAGUAUCUAAAUGCCAACUUUUAGAAAAAUGCACAUAUUGGCUUUUUUGUAUAUGUUCUUUAUACUGUGAUAUAAAGUAAGAACUACAUUAAAAGUGAUUUAUGGUCUGUAUUGAUGUUGUUA